AUGGCCAAAUACUUAGCCAUCACUAUAGCGUUGGUGGCAAUAAUGUCGGAUGUGGUACCAGUGCUGUCAAUGCCCGGCGCAGCCCAUAGUAAACUAUAUAAACAUGUGAUCCGAUCUCGUUCAACACCAAGACGCUAUUGUGGCAGAAAUUUAGUUAACAUGCUCAGCCUAUUGUGCGAUGGUAUCUCAGAGUUAUGGGCGGACUUAAAUGGCGCGACCGACAGUCUAGGCUCGGCUGUGGGCGACGAUCACGACUACAGCGCCGGUGAUAUAAGUCCACUAUUGAGUAACAAAUACUUUUUGGACGAGAAGACAGCGCUCGACAUGUUUAACGACGCGGCCGGCGGUCAGACGGAACGGGAGGGCGCCGUCCGUAACAACCGGUUCGCCCGCAAUCGGCGCGGCAUUGUUGACGAGUGCUGUCGGAAACCCUGUACUGUUAAGGAGCUGUACAGUUAUUGCGAAUAA
Molecule: messenger RNA, 468 nt
Organism: Medioppia subpectinata
Lineage: Eukaryota; Metazoa; Arthropoda; Arachnida; Sarcoptiformes; Oppiidae
Source: the annotation of a GenBank genome assembly